Messenger RNA from Aphanomyces invadans, 2487 nucleotides. RefSeq lists its product as hypothetical. Lineage: Eukaryota; Oomycota; Saprolegniomycetes; Saprolegniales; Verrucalvaceae. Gene Ontology annotation, biological process: microtubule-based movement. The record is from RefSeq and is a predicted model, not a curated record. Gene Ontology annotation, molecular function: microtubule motor activity; ATP binding; microtubule binding. The coding region runs from base 64 to 2358 and encodes 764 amino acids. The transcript is spliced from 10 exons.
AACGAACCUCACCCACCUUCAUCGAGCGGCAAAUUGUUUCAAGCGCAAGAGAGGAGUCAGUUGAUGGAGCGGCGAGGAAGUGACCGCGCUGCCGCGAGGUACUUUGCGCCCAAGUCAAGCAGCCAAGGACUAGUCUACGGUAGUGACGAUGGGUAUACGUUAUGGAAUGGACCACAAAAAUCGACUCAUGGCAGUAACCAAGAUGACCAUGAUGACAUGUCCCCAAUACGGUCGGUUGCUCAAGUAAAUGGACUCAAGAGCCAAAGCUACGGUCCUACGACAUCAUCCGCAGGCCUUAUUCCAACGAUGCAAAAGUGGAAAACGAGCUCGUCGUCGCGGCGCACUGACACGAGCAGCGACGAAUUGGCAGCAUCGCUCGACAACGACGCCGACGACUUUGUCAAAAUGGAUGCGCGGCUUCAAAUGAAGGUGUUGUGCUGUCGCUCUCCUGACGAAAAAGUUCGCGUGUACAAAGAAUACGUGUGUGAACUCUUGCACGAGCUGGUAAUGACGGAGACCCAUUCGGAAGAGCUAGAGUAUGAGUUGGGCCUGAAAAGCGAGACCAUUGAGCAGUUGCAGCACAAAAUCGAGAGUUUGAUGGCACCAGAGGCAUUCCAGACUCUUCGUGAGUUUGAAGACAGUGCCGAGUUCGACAAGCCGUAUGACUCGCAAGGCGAAUUGCGUGCGUUAUGCCGCAAGCAAGAAGCAGAAGUGCACAUCCUUCUCGAGCGCGUCAAUGCUGCUGAAGAGAGAGAGGCUGCGCUGCGACAUCAGGUCGCUGCCAAGGACGAUGAAUUGGCCCAGCUCUCUGUUGCCCAUCGCCAGCUCCAAACCGAUUUGCGCAAUGAAAACAAACGCCGCGAGGAGUCGGACAAGAAAACGUCUGUCCUUCGUGAAAAGCUAGAUGCAUUGCGACGAUCUUCGCAGCAUCCGUCCAUACAAGCAAGUCUCGACGAAGCCCUUAGUAAAGCGGCGCAUUUCCGAGAAGUGGCCGAGGCGCGGCAACGAGAAAUCGAAGAAUAUGCGGCCAAGAUCAACGACCUGAAUCGUCAAGUGGUUAGUCAUGCCGACGCACUCCAAACAUCGGAGAGCUUGUAUCAAGCAGCCUUGCAGCGCCACGAAGUCGACGUCCAGCGCGUGCACGCCUCCUACCGCGACGAAUUGGACGUCCUAUCAUCCAAGUUCAAGCAAUGUGAUCUCGUUCGUCGAAAGCUUCACAACCAAGUGAUGGAGCUCAAGGGCAACAUUCGAGUCUUUUGUCGCAUCCGCCCGCACUUGGUGUCCGAGCGAUCGUCCGGUCGGCCAUUGUCCGAAGUGUACAUGUUUCCCGACUACGACAAGGACAAAAGGCGCGUCGUGCUCGUGGGUGACGCAAAGGCCCACACGAGCUACGCGCAGCAGCUCAACAGCAGCAGCCACAACGACACAAAGAAGUGGUCGUUUGAGUUUGACCAAGUCUUCAAUUGGCAUGCUACGCAGCACGAAAUGUUCGAGGAGGUCGCGGCGCUUAUUCAGUCGGCUGUCGACGGCUACAACGUGUCCAUAUUUGCUUAUGGCCAGACAGGAUCGGGAAAGACGUACACCAUGCAAGGCGACGAAGUGGCGCUCGCCGAGCACACGCCGAGUCAGUGGAAUCGCAUUCCUGAUUUGGGCAUUGUUGGUCGCACAAUGUCGCACCUGUUUGCGACGUGCGCCAGCCAGAAAGACCAUGGAUGGGAAUACACCAUCACGUUUGAAAUGUAUGAGAUUUACAACGAAACGAUCAGGGACCUCAUGGUGAAUCCGUCGUCGCCCCCUCAAGACAUCACGACCCAGCUGGACGCCGAUGGUCGCGUCCACGUGACCAACUUGACCGUCCUUGAAGUGCGCGACGAAGUGCAUGCCAUGCAACUUCUUAAACAAGCAACGACCCGUCGAUCCGUCAAGAAAACAAACCGCAACGAUGUAUCGUCACGGAGCCACUGCAUCACAACACUCAAACUGACUGGACGGCAUCAAAAGUCCAACUCGAUGCGGAAAGGCGCAGUCUACUUGGUGGAUUUGGCGGGAUCGGAACGGUUGAAGUGUUCGGGCAGCGGCAGUGACCCAGUCAUGCUGAAGGAAGCACAAAACAUCAACAAGAGCUUGGCAUCGCUGGGCAAUGUCAUAUCUGCUAUCGCCACCAAGAAACCUCACGUUCCGUUUCGAGACACCAAGCUCACGUAUGUGCUGCAAAAUACACUGGGCCACGACAGCAAGACGCUCAUGAUUUGCACGUUGUCGCCGUUAGAAGAACACCGCGAAGAGAGCUUGAAUACCCUGCGGUUUGCGAAAAAAGUCAACGCGUGCGAGCUCGCUGUGGCUGCAGCUGCCAAGUGAGCGCCCGACCGCAGUAGCCGUGGCACACAUGUAGAGUUUUCGCUGUAUGAUGAGUCCCCCUCGACCCGUAAUUUACCAUGCCUUUGCUACCACUUGCCCAAAUGAAGUUGCAAAAUGGCGUGGAUCGAG